AUGGAUAUCAAGGAGAAUUUGAAUUAUUUAUUACCAUUACUUUCAAUCAUUGCUCAAUCAUCCAUAGAAAUUAUUACUGAUGAAGAUUAUCACUUGUACAUUGGAGACGAAGAAGAAUUAGUGGCUCGAUUCCUUAAGGCUUAUUCGAAUGGCACGAUCGACCGUCGUCCAUCGACACCGUUCUGUGUAGCAUACGAAUUUGAAGAAUUGGAUGAUGAGGAUGAAUGUCGUCGAUAUAUCUACGAGUGCAUAGACAAAUAUGCGCCACAUGGGCGACGAAACAAAAUCUAUGAAGUAUCGUUUGCCAAAUUUCUUUAUCGCCGUGUUCGAUUUUUCACCAGUUGCUACUAUACUUUGAACGAGACUAUUCCGAAUCUUGGCUCAACAGCUAUGACGCAGAUGAUUCAAGAAGCGAAGGCUCUCUCUGAAAUAAGUUUUCGUGAUGAUGAUUACCCACGUUUAUAUCUUGUUUACGACCCUGGUUUUGCAUUACAUUUGUUACACAAUAAUUGGGAUCAGGUUCCAGCUGGAUUAAAAGCUUUAUGGAAAAAUACUGAUCCAUUGGAGAGACCAGAAUUCUUAAAUAGAAAUCAUUUUCUCAAAUGUUUGUCGUGGCUUGUCGAUAGCAAAUAUGAAACAUGUGAACGGAUUAUGAAUCAGAUGAAAUUUAUUUUAACUGAAAAUUUCGCUUAUAAACUUUUUCAUAUUCACGAACGAAAAUUAACCACUUUGCCAUUAAUAAUUGAGGGAGAUACUGGUAUCGGUAAAACAUAUCUUCUCAAAUUCUAUUCGUUAUUGUUAAAUGCAAGUGUUCAGCACAACUAUGAUCAAACAAAUUUUCGUACGCAAAUUCUUGAACGCGCAAGUUUAUGGUUGUCAGAAAAGAUUAUUGGUAAAGUUCUAGAGAUGCAACCAAGUCUAUUGAAUGAAGUCCUGCAACGAAUACGACCGAAAUUAAUGGGUUCUCAUGAAGAGAAUACAAAAGAUGAUGACAUCGAUCUAGAUCGUGAAUAUAGCUACGAUGAUGAUGAUGCAGGCAACUACCUAGGAAAGGAAUACGAUUACAACGAGUGGGAAGCUCAGGAAUGCGAACCGGAUGAUACAGAAAACGGCGAUGACGAACAGGAAGAAGAAAAUCAACAAAAUAGUGAUGUUCAAGAAAGUCUAGAACCGUCAAAUUUAAGAUUUUUACAACCUUCAAAUGUAACGAUACCCCAUAACGAAGAACAACUAGUUCCAUUGAAUGAUCAAUUCAUCAACGACAUUGAAGUUCCUGAUCUACCUCAAUCGAUAGAACGAAUCAAUUGAAAAAAUACGGUAUCACAACGAGAAAUUCAACGAUGUUUUUCUCUCAUUGAAUAUUUCUAUGAGCAUCGUAAAGAUGAAGAACAAUUAGAUCUUGAUCGAUCCAUAGCAUUAUCACUUGCAUUGAUCUACUAUUUUCGAUUGCCUACAGAAGAGGAUAAUAGAAAACGUGGAGAUCAGAAAACACCAUCACGAGAAGAACUCGCUAUAGUACUUUCUAAAAGUCUUCCCCGAUUUGUUAGAAUCGUUCAAGAAGAACUGAAAAACUUUGUUAGCCACAAAAAUUUUAUUAUUCCACCAGGUGUAGCCAUGAAUCAAGCCGUAUGUAUUCGAUCUGUAUUUGAUACAAGCUCACAAUUAUCCAAAACGGAUUUUUGUAAGAAAUUACCAGCAGUCGAUCCAUUUUUUUGUCUUGGCUCAAAAUAUACAUCGUCCAAUGAUAUCGCUUGUGUAUUUGAGCGAGCAAUAAAACGUGAACAACAAUAUCAACAGAAUCAAAUGGGAACUCGAUGUGUGGUUUUCUUGGACGAAGCUUCGCUACCGGAUGAAAAGAGAAUGGUACUCAAAGUUUUGCAUCAAUAUUUGGAUGAAUGUAAAGUUGCAUUUGUGGCUAUAGCCAACAAAGCAUUCGAUGCUGCAAAUGCCAAUCGCAUGACUUGUAUCUAUCGUUCACUGCCAUCGGAAAACGAUCAGAAGAUUUUAGCAUAUGGUUGUCUUGGUCUAUCGGAUGAACAAAGUAUUCCUGAAGAUCUAAGCAAUAUCAUUUUCUGUCUAUGUCAAGGUUAUCGACGAGUAUUAGAAAGUAGUGAUAUACCAAAAAUAUUUCAUGAUCGAGAUUUUAUCUAUAUGUUACGUGAAUUACGUUUUGAAUUACAACCAAGUUCAGCAAGCGAACCUGUUGUUAUCGAUACAAUUCGACCCGAGAGCUUGUUACAUGCAUUAGAAAAUAAUUUCAAUGGAAUAACUAGUAAACAAUUCGAAAAAUUAACCGAAAUCGUUUUUCAUGCAGUACAAGAAAAACGCCCGGAUUUUGAAUUAUCGUUAAGAGAACAACGCAAUGAUGUUCGUCGUGAUGUCAUUCGAAUUCUACACGAUUCGAUGAAACUUGAAUCCGUACGUCGCCGAUUAUACGGUCGUUAUAAAUUAAUUAUUGAUGAAUCAGAUGAUGAAAGUGCUGUUCGUCUCUUAUUUCAAACUGGUAUCAUCGAUCCUCAUCAAACCAUAGUCUUUCGAAUGUCUGACUUUUCUGAUGAUAUCAAUAAUGAAUUGAGAAAUGUUGAAAUGUUAUCAACUAUUAAAUUAUGCAUGGAAACAGGUAAAACCAUAUUAAUGGUCAAUACCGGACGUAUUCAUGGUUCACUCUACGAUGUAUUUAAUCAGAAUUUUUCAAUCAUGGCGACAGGUGACACAAGAAAAAUCUUUUCGAAAGUAGCCAUUGGUUCUAAAACAGUCGAUGUGGUUGUUAAUGAUAAUUUUCAAUGUAUUGUACAUAUCAAUCGACAUGAAUUCGAUGACAUACCAGCACCAUUUCUCAGUCGAUUUCAAAAAUAUUCAUUAAGUAUCAUUGAUAUUUAUCGUAUUCAAUUGAAACGUCUUUCCGCUGAAGAACAAAACCUGAUGAACAAUGUCGAAAAGAAAAUGCAAACAUUUAUCAAACAUUUUGGUAUACAAUAUAUAUAUGGAUUGAAUGAUAAUACACUCUAUUCAUGUUUAUUAUCGUUGAUUGAAACAGAUGAAAAUCGACGAUGUUUCAUUACAAAUAUUCAGCAAACUUACACAAUAUUAAAUAUCAGAACGAAAAUUUUUAUUGAAAAAAAUCCCGAAAAUAAACAGCAAUGUCUUCUACGUUCCAUCUUAUCGAAAUUAAUUCAAAUUGCUUCACCGGAAUCGAUCAUAUUUAAACUACCAACAUUUGAAGAUAAAUUUGCUGAAUCGUUAUUUCAAAACUAUUUUCAUCAUCAAGAACAUUUCAAUAUUGAAAAUUUAGUUCGAGAAUUACUGCAAAAACCAUCCGAAAAUUUCGAAGACAAUGGCUCAUCAUAUCGAAUAACUACUGAGGAACAUGCAGAAAUGAAUAUAAUGACGACGACUAAAGUAAUAAUAUAUACACGCACAUCGCCAUAUGUUGUUGGUAUCAAUAAAGCAUCGGAAUAUCAAUUAUUCAAUAAACAGAACCAUUCGAACGACAAGAUCAGUGAUAUGGUGGAUAUUAUAAAUCUUGUGAGUAUAACCGCUGUUUAA
Molecule: messenger RNA, 3546 nt
Organism: Rotaria sp. Silwood1
Lineage: Eukaryota; Metazoa; Rotifera; Eurotatoria; Philodinida; Philodinidae
Source: the annotation of a GenBank genome assembly